AUGAAGACCACUAACAGACCCGACGAGUGGAAGAUAGAGCAGGGGCUGGCGGGAGCGGAGCUUCCUGUCCUUGAUAUGACAGGACCUCAAACCAAGGCUCUUCCCCCUCAGAUCUUCGGCGACCUAACGAAGGAUGAUGCCGCCAUAAAGAAAGUGGGCGACCCGAACAUGUUAUUUACGGAGGAGCGACAAGGUUGGACUGGCUUCAUCGAGUGGGAGAAUUCUCCCGAGAAGAAGGCCGCGGCCCAUAAGAUCUUGACGUCCCAGACGUUCCCCCCAAACCCAGAGUUCCAGCUCGGUCCCAUUCCAGGUAGCAAUCCUGUCCUCCCUGGUACUCAUUGGAAGAUGUGGCACAAGGCGGUUGGUGGUGCUCUGUCUCGCAUCCCCGACGACUCCUGGGACAUUGUGCUGAAGGAGAAGCAUGCCGACAUGCUCCAUCUUCUCCAGUUUCCGUACAAUGGCGAACCCUCUAAGCGCCUGGUGACCGACAAGGAGAUUACUCCCAAUCCCCUUCACUUUGUCCGAAACCACGGCGGAAUCCCGAUCAUUGAUAAAGAGCACUACAGCUUUCUGCUGGACGGGCUUGUUGCGAAUCCGAGAUCGUUCACUUUGGAUGAUCUGAUGGACGAGACCAAGUUUCCCAGGAUGGAGAAGACAGUGACAAUGCAGUGUUCGGGAACCCGACGUAUCGAGCAGAUUCUCAAGUACCCCGGCCAAGGUGACGAGGUGCCUCAAGCGCCCUGGGCUGAAGGUGCGAUCGGAACUGCCAAGUACGUUGGCAUCAGUCUCAAGAAAGUCAUCAAAGCCUGCGGUGGACUCAUCGAAGGAGCAAAACAUCUCGAAUUCUACGGCGCCGACACCUAUUUCAAAGACGACAAGACCAUGAACUAUCUCGUCAGCGUUCCUUGGUCUAAAGUGAGGGCAAACGAGGUCAUGCUGGCCUGGGAGAUGAAUGGCGACGUUCUUCCUCGUAUUCAUGGAUAUCCCCUCCGCAUCGUCGUCUUCGGUUACAUUGGAGCACGAAGCGUCAAAUGGCUUUACCGCAUCAAGGCUAUCAAGAACCCUACACGUGCGCCCGUCCAGAGCCAGGAGUACCUCUAUUUCCCUCAACAAGUCGGCAAGCAUAACCUUAAGAUGACGGACGGCAUACAGAUUCAGGAGAUGCCAGUCAGCUCUGCCAUUAUGUCGCCUUGGACUAAGCAGGUCGUGAUACACAACGGCAAGAUUCGAUGCAAGGGAUGGGCAUACUCAGGUGGGGGUCGCUGGCCGGAGCGGGUUGAGCUCUCAGCUGACGGAGGGUUCAAUUGGUACACCGUACCGGUCGAGAAUCUCUCCAAGAAGCGUAAGUGGACCUGGCGGACCUGGGAGAUCGAUCUUCCUUGCGAUGUAGAAGGCUGGAUUGAGAUCGCACGCCUCCGGGAAUUUGCAGACAAGGGCAUCCCGUUCGCUCCAAUCACAGUGCCCCUGGCUUUCCCAUCUCAGUCCUGGGACGAAUAUGAAGAGUUUUGGAAGAAGCACGAUCCACGGGAUGCUGAGGAAUAG
This is a messenger RNA of Colletotrichum fioriniae, 1542 nucleotides long. Lineage: Eukaryota; Fungi; Ascomycota; Sordariomycetes; Glomerellales; Glomerellaceae. The record is from RefSeq and is a predicted model, not a curated record.